Messenger RNA from Arachis duranensis, 3388 nucleotides. RefSeq names its product ubiquitin carboxyl-terminal hydrolase 8. The coding region runs from base 468 to 2897 and encodes 809 amino acids. Gene Ontology annotation, biological process: protein deubiquitination. Lineage: Eukaryota; Viridiplantae; Streptophyta; Magnoliopsida; Fabales; Fabaceae. Gene Ontology annotation, molecular function: cysteine-type deubiquitinase activity. The transcript has 14 exons. The record is from RefSeq and is a predicted model, not a curated record.
ACAGAAAAUGCUCCACUUGUAAUUAGCUUCUUUCUCUGCAAAUCCGUCGUUUCUCUCUCUCUAUUGUCACGUAGUAACACAACACCAUCUUUUCUUUUUUGAAUCAAAUCAAAUUCCAAAUCUCUCUCUCUCUCUCUCUCUCUCUCUCUCUCUCUCAAGAAUGGAGAUUGCUGCUUCCGAAGAUUGCUCCGAUAACACUCAACGACCAGACUCAGAUAACGACCAACGAGUCUAUCUCGUUCCUUACAGAAUUCCAAUCGUCAUUUCUCCACACACCAGACACCACAAAAAUCAAAUCUCGAUUGUUCAGAUGCUACUAACGACACUAGCAAUGCUCCUUUAGGGUUUGCACACUCUACUGAACCAGCUGGUGGUGGAAGGAUGCUCAGGAUUCACCGCUGGAGGAUUCGGAGAAGAAGAAGGGAGUUGUGUUUGCAUCUCUGCCCGGUUCUUCUUAUGCUGGUCCAAUGAGGAUCAUCAACAACAUCUUCAACUCGGAUCUCGUGAUGAGUCUUCGGAAGGAGGAUGAUUUGCAGGACUGUCGCGAGAACGGCGGUGAAGUGAGUGUGUCUGGCAGGGACUUUGCAUUGGUAUCUGGGGAUAUGUGGUUGCAGGCACUCAAGUGGCAUAGUGAUUCAAAAAAUGCGAUGAAGGAUGACAAAGGCUUUUCAGCUGCUGACGGUGAUAUGGCAGAAGUCUAUCCAUUACAGCUCCGGCUUUCUAUUAUGAGAGAAACAAAUACAUUUGGAGUGAGAAUAAGCAAAAAGGACAAUGCAAUUGAGCUUUUUAAACGAGCCUGCAAAAUGUUCAGUGUGGAUUCAGAGAUGUUACGCAUAUGGGACUUUUCAGGUCAGAUAACCCUUUUUUUUGCAAAUGGUAAAAAUCACUUCCCAAUAGACUGUCAAAGGCAAUCUGAUAACGAGAUUCUUCUGGAGUUACAAGUUUACGGGUUGUCAGAUUCAUUGAGAUGUAGAGAAGGGAAAAAAGACGAGAUGACAAAUUUUUCUUCCGGUGCCUCAGUGAAGAUGAAUGGUAGUGCAAGCAGUAUGAAUUCUAAUGGUGUACAUGACAAUUCCUUGACUUUCUCUUUGGGCCCUGGUGAAGCUGGUACCUUGGGAUUGAUUGGUUUACAAAACCUAGGAAAUACUUGCUUCAUGAACAGUGCCCUCCAGUGCCUAGCACACACACCAAAGCUUGUUGACUAUUUUCUUGAAGAUUAUGGUAGAGAAAUCAAUCAUGAUAACCCAUUGGGCAUGAAUGGUGAGAUAGCUUUGGCCUUUGGAGAUUUAAUUAGGAAGUUAUGGGCUCCUGGAGCAAGUCCUGUAGCACCAAGAAUGUUCAAAUCAAAGCUUGCUAGAUUUGCACCUCAGUUUAGUGGAUUUAAUCAGCACGAUUCCCAAGAGCUCCUUGCUUUUUUGUUGGAUGGACUUCAUGAGGAUCUGAAUCGUGUUAAAUGUAAGCCUUAUGCAGAAGUAAAGGAUGCAGAUGGUCGGCCAGACCAAGAGGUUGCUGAUGAAUACUGGCAUAACCAUUUGGCUCGCAAUGAUUCUGUCAUUGUUGAUGUGUGCCAAGGUCAAUAUAAAUCAACUUUACUUUGUCCUGUUUGUAGGAAGAUCUCGGUGACAUUUGAUCCAUUCAUGUACUUAUCAUUACCUCUUCCUUCAUCAACAAUGCGGUCAAUGACUUUGACUGUUAUUAGUAGUGGUAGUGAUGGAAAGACUCAAUUAUCUCCCUAUACCAUUUCUGUUACAAAACAUGGAAAAUUUGAAGAUCUGACCCGUGCUCUUAGUAUUGCAUGCUCUCUGGGGGCCGAUGAGACCUUAUUAGUGGCUGAGGUAUACAACAGCCGUAUCAUACGUUUUCUUGAAGAUCCAGCUGAUUCAUUAUCCCUAAUCAGAGAUGCUGACAGGCUAGUUGCUUACCGAAUUAUGAAAGAUAGCGGGGAUUCCCCUUUGGUCAUCUUCAUACAUCAGCGGAUGGAGGAGCUGUACAUCCAUGGGAAGUCGACAUCAAAUUGGAAGGCCUUCGGGAUUCCUGUAGUGGCCAGGCUUUGCAAUAUUGUAAAUGGAUCUGAUCUAUGCAACUUAUAUCUAAAGUGGUUCUGUCCAUUUCAACAAGCUGCUUUAGAAGAUUGUGCUGCGUCUAACAAAAAUGAAGCAGCAGCAGAAAUGGCCACAUCUUCUGAUUCAGGUCCAAAUGUGAAUGAGUUAGAUACUUCUUCAGAUGGAGAAAUUGAGUUUUACAUUACAGAUGAAAAGGGAACUGUCAGGAAUCCCAAGAUAUUAAUGGAUGAGCCACUAACAAUAAGUGGAGACUCAAGACUACUGCAUGUGCUUGUAUGUUGGUCAGAAAAAAUUAAAAUAUAUGACACAAAACUCUCUAGUUCAUUGCCUGAGGUUUUCAAAUCUGGCUUUUUGGCAAAGAGACCUCAAGAAUCAGUUUCGCUGUACAGGUGCCUUGAAACAUUUUUGCAGGAGGAACCUCUUGGACCAGAAGACAUGUGGUACUGUCCUGGCUGUAAACAACAUCGUCAAGCUAGUAAGAAGUUAGAUCUUUGGAGACUUCCUGAAAUCUUGGUUAUUCAUCUUAAGAGGUUUCAAUAUAGUCGUUACAGUAAAAACAAGCUGGAGACAUAUGUUGACUUUCCGAUUGAUAAUCUCGAUUUGUCUGCUUAUAUUACCCUUGGGAAUGACAAGUCUUAUUAUUACACACUUUAUGCUGUGAGUAACCAUUUUGGAAGCAUGGGAGGUGGUCACUAUACAGCAUUUGUCCAUCAUGGAGGCGAUCAAUGGUAUGACUUUGAUGAUAGCCGUGUUUAUCCCAUCAGCAAAGAGAAGAUCAAGUCUUCAGCUGCCUAUGUUCUGUUCUACAGAAGAGUUUUUGAAGAAUUAACAUAGUGGUAGAGUAGCAUAUAGUUCAAAAUUCCUAUUGAAGCUGAAUACCAUUGAUUAACGUUAUUGGUAGCAGUCUUUAGUAUACAGAGGGUAAAUCUUGGCGCAAUAGUGAGAUUACUGCAUUGUGACCUGGUGGUGACAGGAUUUAGUUCCAGAAAGAAAUGGUAUAUUCUCAUGAGAUUUAAGAUUGUGUGCAUCUGACCCCUCCCUAAACCUCGUGCAUUGGACUGCUUUCUUUUUCUUAGGCUUACAAGUAUACCUAACAAAGUAGCAUUUUUGUCUCACUAAAAAAAGAUUGAAGUUUUGGGCUAGUUGAAUUUUCGGUAGGGAAGAAAUGGAAACAUAGGCAGCUGUAAGGAAGACUGUAACAUAGUAACAACUAAAGGGGGUGAGAGACAUAUCCAAAUUGUUUACAGUUGUUUAAACAUGUAAAGAGAAUCUUUGUUCAAACAGGAGUUGGAUUAGAUUCUUUGAAUUAGUCUUUAUUCAAUCAU